AUGACAGCACCAAAAAUACCACCUAGUGCUCUGGAAAAAGGAGAGUCAGACAUGCAGGUUAUAGGUUACCUUAUGCGGUUCAUUAUUGCUGGUAAUCUUCUUGGUCUUCUUGCCCUUACUGUCGUUGUUGGUUAUAACAAACAAGGACUUCCCAUAGGUUUACAACUAAUAGGUCGUCCAUGGGGUGAAGCUACAAUUCUACGUUUGGCUUCUGCAAUCGAGGAACUUUGUAUCAAAUCCAGGAAGACACCUGCUUCAUUCUAUGACAUCUCAAAGGCCAAGUAACAGCCUUC
Hibiscus syriacus is the source of this 293-nucleotide messenger RNA. RefSeq names its product fatty acid amide hydrolase-like. Gene Ontology annotation, biological process: N-acylethanolamine metabolic process. Gene Ontology annotation, molecular function: N-(long-chain-acyl)ethanolamine deacylase activity. The transcript is spliced from 4 exons. Gene Ontology annotation, cellular component: membrane. Bases 1 to 285 code for a protein of 94 amino acids. The record is from RefSeq and is a predicted model, not a curated record. NCBI's taxonomy places the organism in Eukaryota, Viridiplantae, Streptophyta, Magnoliopsida, Malvales, Malvaceae.